UCAUUUGUCAAAACUGACAGUGACACUUUGACGUAUCACUGUUUAUUUGUGAAUAGUUUUAUUUGUGGUUUUUUUGUUUUUCAUUUUAUUUUAAUAAAAUAUCUUUCAGUUGUUUUGUCCACCCAAGGAUAACAAACAAAGGCUUUGAAAAUUGUUCUUCGCAAACCAUAUCCAAGUGAAUAUGUGGAAAUGCCAUAAAUGUCAGAAACCAGUUUAUUUUGCUGAAAGAAAACACUCACUUGGAUACAACUGGCAUCCAGAAUGCCUUCGUUGUGAAGAGUGCGGUAAAAGACUGAAUCCUGGACAACAUGCUGAACACAAAGGAGUACCUUAUUGUCAUGUGCCUUGCUAUGGAGCCCUCUUUGGUCCACAGCUAUUCGGACACGGGUCCAGAGUUGAAUCUCAUACCAGUUUUGGUAAAAAAGAAUCUCCCAAGUUGGGAAACAAACCAGUACUGCCUAGAUCUGCUUUAGAAUCUAAAAUCAAAGUGUACAAUCAAUUUUAUGAAGGAAAGAGUGGAGAAAUUAGAUCUAGGGAGGUGAAUGGUCGUUUUGUCCUAGAAGGUUCACUGAGAAUCCAUUGGGGGGUUUAUGGGGUAAUACAUUUAAAAGAAAAUGAUGAUCAAAGAACGCUCGUGACAGUACGGAAAAGAAACUCGUGUCAAGCAGGUUCUCCUGACUAUGAUACAGAUGAAGACAUUCAAAAUAUUUCUAGAGACACUAGUUCAAAUGACAUUUCAUCUUAUUCUAGUCAAUCAACCAAUACAUUAGAAUUAAGUAAAUCUGAUACAGGGAUAGAAAGUGGAUCAGAUUCCAUUGACGGCCUCUCAGAUAGUGAUCCUAACUCGCCUAAACAUGUGAUUAUUAAAAGUGUAACACUGCCUUCAAAACUAGAUGUUAAAAAUGUGGAAUGGGAUGAAUUGGAUGAUUUAUUACAAGUUGAACGGAAAGUUGACGAAAAUGAGAAGUUGUAUCAAACCAUGCCCAUUCCACUCCCAUCACAAAUAAGUACUGAAAUUUGUUCAUCAGAGACAGAUCAAAAUAUGACAAUAACUGAAGACUCUUCUACCCUUAAAGCACCUUUGAUUGAUAGUAGUUUAAGUGAGGAUCAAGUACCACUGUUAACAAAUUCACUUAGUAAAGAUGAUAUAUGGACUUCAAAUAGCAGUUCAUUAAACAGGUCAAUGUCAGGACCAGACUGCUUAGAACGUUUACGUACUCACUCACCUGAAUUCGACCGAUUAAGCUUAGCUAAUAGCGAAAUUAGUACUAGUGACGUAACAAGUUCAACUGAUCAAAAUGAAGAAGUGGUUUUAAGAAAAAAAAUCGGCUCCACUGCUAUUCGGCGAAGACCAGGAAAACGCUUAUCUAGAAGCAAAGUGAGACGAAGAUGUUCGAUCAACGGGCAUUUUUACGAUAGGGAAACUAGUUUCUUUACACCUCCUCACGGUAGUCAAAUGAGUGUUUGGGUCACAUCCAUGGUCAACACUCCUGAGGUGAUAAAACUACUAUUGGAAAAAUAUAAAGUGGAGAGUGACUCUAGUAAUUUUGCAUUGUUUGUUGUAAGAGAUAAUGGAGAACAAAGACGACUAAAGGAUGACGAAUAUCCAUUACUGACGAGGGUGCUCUUGGGUCCGCACGAAGACGUCGCCAAAUUGUUCCUCAUGGACAGUCAUUCAACUCCUGAAGUUAGCAGUGAGGUCGCGCAAUUUUUGAAUUUAUCUUUGGUGGAGUGUAGGGCGAUUUUAAACCAAUAUUAUUCACAAGAGGAAAAGGAAGUUGCUAGGUUAAAGGAGAAAUAUCUUAAAAUGAAGCAAGCAAUCACGCAACUGAUGGAACGCUCAUCUAGCUAAUACAGGCCUAAUGAUGUGACUGUAAUAGUGAUUUUAUUAUACCAAAUAUCUGGGUAGGAAAUUUGCAUUUCAUCAUACAUCACUUUUGAUAGGUUAGUAAUCUAUCUCACCAACAAAGUAGUUUAACCAUUAUUACAAUUCUCUCACAUCAGAAACCUCUUUGAGGUGUUGUUGAACUAGAUUUCAUUUUAUGUAAAGUUGAAAUACAUAAAGCUUAUGUGCCUUUGAUUUUCCUAACUCGGGUUGUAAAUGCCAUUUAGGUAUGGUUUUCUUUAAAUUUUACUUUAUUGCGGAAAUAAAAACUAUUAUAGUAUAUAGUCAAGCAACAAUUAAUUACAUGGCUGCAUCUUUUAUCAUCACAGGUAGUUUUCUUUAGCUUGACUAUAUGAAAGUAGAUGUAUCUUCAAUAUGUGAUCUAUAUUAUUCAUUUGCAUUUAUUAUUUAAUUAUAUUUUUAAUUGUAUGUAUGUGUAACUAAACCAUUUUUAACAUUUAUUGUUAUUUUCUAUUAUAUAUCUUUUAGAGCUUUUCAUUAUAAUAUGUUUUACAAGGUUAAUUUUAUUGGACAGAAAUAAACAGCAUUAGGAAGAAC
This is a messenger RNA of Anthonomus grandis grandis, 2443 nucleotides long. RefSeq names its product ras association domain-containing protein 4 (gene Rassf). Lineage: Eukaryota; Metazoa; Arthropoda; Insecta; Coleoptera; Curculionidae. Gene Ontology annotation, biological process: signal transduction. The transcript has 9 exons. The record is from RefSeq and is a predicted model, not a curated record. Bases 182 to 1852 code for a protein of 556 amino acids.